AGAGUCAAGUGUUUUGAGUUACAGGCGUGGUCACAGAAUGAAUUUAAAAUCGUAUCUCAAGGCACAACUGUAUUUUAAUAACAUUAAAAAAACAAAGAAAUAUAGAUAAAGUACAUAUACUCACCAGAGGGCAUAAAAAAUUCACACGCAUCGAUGUGUGCAUAUCACUACAGACCUUUUGCUAGUCCAAGUUGGCUGCAGCAAUUUUUGCGCUGACCAACCAAUCAGAGGAGAGAAAAGGUUCAGCUUGCUGGCCCUGUGAGGGCAAAUUUGAAAUCUGAUUGGUUAAGGAAAAAGUCCCAUUGCCAAUAUAGUUUUAAGUUUCGUCGGCCAACGCUACUGAUUCCGAAGGCUCUGGGUCGAUUACAUUGACGUGGCAACACGCAGAAGAUGAAAUCUGAUUGGACAAAAAAAAUCCAACAUCCACAUAUGCGCACUGGAAGCAGUGUAGCCAAGAGAAACACUACAAAAUGAAGACAGUAGCCUGAUGGGAAUAGAUUAAAUACCAUUUCAAGUAACAACAAUUGUAGGUCAGUGCUUCUGUUGGUGUUGAGUGUAGCGGAGAAGUCCCUGACCGCUGACCACUGCUAUUUAGAACAUCACGGGGGGGGGCACCGUGCGCUAUGUUUAGAAGUCCAGCCUCGAUCGGGACAACAAUGUGGCCGUCCAACUUUCAACAGCAUUCCUUCCACCUCUUGUCCGAUGUGUGAGCUUUCAGUCAGGGAGUAUUUUAAGCAGUGAAGCGGCAGAAGCAAGAGCGCACAACGGGCGCGUCAUGGCGGGCGACAUGAUGAUGCUGAUGCGAGGCUUGGCUAAGCUGAGCAAGGCCGUCGUGGAGACGCAGGGCGGUGCCCUACGUGGCGGGACAGGCCUUCCCGGUGUCGGUGCUGCUGUCCAAAAUUUCCAAUCGGCCGCUGAGCAAGGCAUCGAGCAAGGCAUCGCCAUGGUGGUGACGAAAGCACAGGAGCUGAGUCCGCAACAGGCCUCCCCCGACUCAGAGUUUCCUCAGGGCGACCUUUCCACAUCAGAGUUCAGCGAGUACGACGACUUUUUGGCCAAUCACCAGGCGGGCGCUAACGAGGGCGCGUGCAAUCGGAGCGCGGCGGGCGGGACGAAGAGCUCGCCGUUCGCCGGCUACAAGGAUCCUUCGCGGGAGUUCGGCAGCAGGCGGUACCACGUCGCCGCCCGCCGCCAGCGUCAUGCGGCGCUGGCGUGCGGGUGGCGGGGCUACCACCAGGAGCCGUCGUCGUCCGUUGGCGGGCUGACGGCCGAAGACCUGGAGAAGGCCCGGCAGAGCAAGAGGCCCGACGUCAAGCCGCACAAACAGAUGUUGAGCGAGAGAGCCCGCGAGAGAAAAGUGCCCGUGACCCGCCUGAGCAGACUCGCCAACUUUGGAGGUUUGGCCGUCGGCUUGGGUAUCGGAGCCUUGGCAGAGGUCGCCAAGAAGACCAUCAGACAUAACGACGCGGCGGGAGAGAAUAAAAAGGCCGUGCUGGACUCGAGUCCCUUCUUGUCGGAGGCCAACGCCGAACGCAUCGUGAGGACUUUGUGUAAAGUGCGAGGGGCGGCGCUCAAGCUGGGACAGAUGCUCAGUAUUCAAGACGACGCCUUCAUCAAUCCGCAGCUGGCCAAGAUAUUCGAGCGUGUGCGGCAGAGCGCCGACUUCAUGCCCAUCAAGCAGAUGACGAAAGCGCUCAACGGCGACCUGGGCCCCAACUGGAGAGACAAGCUGGAGUCCUUCGAGGAGCGGCCCUUCGCCGCCGCCUCCAUCGGGCAAGUCCACUUGGCCAGGCUCAAGGACGGCCGGGAGGUGGCCAUGAAAAUACAGUAUCCCGGUGUGGCCCAAAGCAUCAACAGCGACGUCAACAAUCUGAUGACCGUACUGAGCAUGAGCAACGCGCUGCCUGACGGUCUGUUUCCAGAGCACCUGAUAGACGUGAUGAGGAGAGAGCUGGCGUUAGAGUGCGACUACAUCAGAGAGGCGCAGUGUGCCAAGAAGUUUAGGGAGCUACUGAAGGAGCACCCGUUCUUCUACGUCCCGGAGGUGAUCGAGGAGCUGAGCAGCAGCCACGUGCUCACCACGGAGCUGGUCCCCGGCUUCCCCCUGGACCAGGCCGAGGGCCUCCCGCAGGAGCUCAAGAACACGAUCUGUGAGAACAUCCUGAAGCUGUGCCUCAGAGAGUUGUUUGAGUUCCGCUUCAUGCAAACCGACCCAAACUGGUCCAACUUCCUGUACGAUCCACAGACGCACAAGGUGGCGCUACUGGACUUUGGAGCCACCAGAGGAUUCGAUCAAAGUUUCACAGACGUCUAUAUCGAAGUGAUCCGCUCGGCCGCUGAGGGCGACCGAGAAGGAGUUCUGAAGAAAUCCAUCGAGAUGAAGUUUCUUACCGGUUAUGAGUCCAAGGCUAUGGAGAACGCGCACGUGGACGCGGUGAUGAUCCUCGGCGAGGCCUUCGCGUCGCCGGACACGUUCAACUUCGGCGCGCAGUCGACCACGGAGCGCAUCCACAACCUGAUCCCGGUGAUGCUGCGCCACCGCCUGACGCCGCCGCCCGAGGAGACUUACUCACUGCACCGCAAGAUGGGCGGCUCCUUCCUCAUCUGCUCGCGCCUGGACGGCAAGCUGCGCUGCAACGACAUGUUCCAGGAGGCUUACCGGCGCUACUGGCUGGGCCGCACGCCGCCCGUUUGAUGCACCGUUCCCCGGAACAAUCGCAAAAAGAACCACCGAGUGAGGUUUGAAUGCGCACGAACGUCGUGUUGGAGGCCAAAACUGCGGACAAAAAGCACCCAAAGCGACUGUAACACGGUUGGCAUUUUAACAAUGUUUUAUUUUUUUAUUUUUACCAGCCGAUCAGGGUUAAAGGCGCUCAUCAGGAGGAUGAUGAUGAUGACGAUGACGAUGAUUGAUGAUGUAGUCGUAUAAGGUUAGUCUGUCAGUGUGGACCAGGACCAUAAGUGUCUUCUUCUUGUUUCUGCUUUAGAUGGAGACCAGCUAGCAACACAAACGAACGUAAAAAAUAAAUCAUGUUUUAAAAGUAAUCGAAUACUGGAAUAAUUUAUGUCCACGUAGUUUAUAAUCCUUAUUUUUGUCCUUGCUGCUGUUGAUGGCGUUUUAGUUUAGUUGGGAGACUUUUAUUCUUGUUUUUUGCCGGUCAGUUUUAUGAAGCUCAGGGUGAUUUUACCACGUUACCUUUAACAAGAAAUUUACAAAAAUAUCCUUUUUGUGUCUGUUUUUUUUUUUUUCCUGCUCUGUCCAUGUAUGUGGAUUCCACUUGAUUAAAAUCAAAACGUGUUUGCUG
Molecule: messenger RNA, 3305 nt
Organism: Phyllopteryx taeniolatus (common seadragon)
Lineage: Eukaryota; Metazoa; Chordata; Actinopteri; Syngnathiformes; Syngnathidae
Gene: coq8aa
Product: coenzyme Q8A, genome duplicate a
Exons: 16
Coding region: 776-2695 (639 amino acids)
Biological process (GO): ubiquinone biosynthetic process
Cellular component (GO): extrinsic component of mitochondrial inner membrane
Molecular function (GO): kinase activity
Source: RefSeq, a predicted model, not a curated record